GUAUCGCCGGAAGGAGCUCACCAACAUGUGGUCCACCCUUUGCAAGGCCUACGAGCGAGGAAUGGACGCUUACGCGGAGCUCCUGCAUCGAAACCCAGCCCUGAAGCCAAUGCUGGAGUCCAUCGCAGCGCAGCUCAAGCGUGGUUCUGUGGUAGGCUACGACAAGGCUUUCAUUGCCAAGCACAAGAAGGAGCCAACCGGAGAGCAGGCCACUGGUGGCCGUGUCAAGCCAGUGGAUGCAGACCUCUUCAAGAGCAAAGCGGGCAGCACGCGCCAGGGGAUGGGCCAGACUUCGCAGGGCUUCGCGGAGGAGGCCGCCUCUCCUGGCGGCAAGCCUGGGCCGACGCCUUCGCCAGGUGCUACAGCAACGAUGGCCAUGUCCAUGAAGCAAAUGAACUUGACUGUCGGGGAGAAGACAGAGGAGUCAGACAUUCAGGUCACCGGCGAAUACCUGACCAACUAUCUCAAGGAGAUGGAUGGCGACGACUCGCAGUUCAAGGACAUCAAUGCCGCUGUGGUGCCUCUUUCCACGGGCACGAGUCCUCCGAGACUCCAGCCUGCAGAGUCCAUCCUCAAAGCCGAGGAUGCCAACAAUGCCACCAACGGCAACGGAGCCAGCGAGGCCGAGUUCAAGGCCAAGAUCCGCGAGUAUCUGGACCUGACCUUGCCGGAGUGUUUCAUCCCGGAGCUUGGGGAGCAGAAGCAGGGCAAGGUGCGCAGCAUCUACUUCUCCGGCGAGAAUGUCGUGAUGGUCACGAACGAUCGUGUCUCAGCCUUUGAUUACAUCUUGCCGAACUUAAUUCCUUUCAAGGGCCAAGUGCUGAACAUGAUCAGCGAGUGGGCCUUCAGCCAAACCAAGGACAUCAUCCCGAACGCACUGAUCGAAAACGUCGAUGCCAGCGUGGUAGUCCAGAAGAAGAUGAAGAACUUGAACGUGGAGCUUAUCGUCAGAGGCUACCUUUGGGGAAGCAUGGCAGCAGCCUAUGAGAAGGGAGACCGUACCUUCUGCGGCCUCAAGUUGCCGGACGGGCUGAUUCGCUUCCAGAAGCUUGACAAGCCAAUCUUCACGCCUACCACGAAGGCAGAAGUGGGCCACGAUGAGAACAUGACCAUGGAGGACAUGGAGAAGCUCCUGGGCAAAGAGCUGGCUCAGAAGGCUAUGGAAGCCGCCAUGAAGCUCUUCCAGCGAGGAUCUGAGCUCAUGCGGAAGAGGGGGCUGCUCCUUCUCGACACGAAAUACGAGUUCGGCCUGGAUGACAAGGGGGUGAUCCACGUGAUCGAUGAGGUCAACACGCCGGAUUCGUCGCGCAUGUGCACCAUCGAGGAGUAUGACGCCAAGUACCCCAAGAUAGCGGAAGAGAUGAAGACCGGCAAGUAUGCCAACGUCACAGAGCUGAUGAAGGCGAAGCCUGAGAUGAAGAUGAAAGAGUUCUCGAAGCAGUAUGUUCGAGACGCGCUACUUGAUCUUGGCUUCGACCCCACCAAGGACAAGGCUGCACCAAAGCUCAGCGACGACCAAGUAGUUGAGUGCGCAUACCGGUACAUCAAGAUCUACGAGACGGUGACGGGGAACAAGUUCCAGUUCCCGCCAAAGAUGGCGCCGGAAAAGAGGAUCAUCAGCAACUUGUCGCGAGCUGGCAUGAUCCGGGGUUGCCUUGCACUGCUGACUGUGGACUCUGAUGCUGACAAGAAGCAGGCUGAAACUCUGCAGAAAGAUCUCGAGUCCUUCAAGAUCCCUUCGAGGGUGGUCGCUCUGCCAAAGGAGGAGGUCGCGUUGGAGCAGAUGGUG
This is a messenger RNA of Symbiodinium pilosum, 1789 nucleotides long. NCBI's taxonomy places the organism in Eukaryota, Dinophyceae, Suessiales, Symbiodiniaceae. The record is from the annotation of a GenBank genome assembly.